CGGAACAUUGAAGUUUUUGACCCGCUUCCUCAUGCUACAUCGACCGCAGCAAUGCCGCCCAACAUGAUUAUAUUGACUCGCUAGAGUAUAAAUGUGGGCGAUCGGACGGACUGAAAAUGACCAUAUUCAAUAUGAGAUUCCCUGCUCCUCUCGUGCUCUUCGCUGGCUUUCUCGCCGCUACACUCGCUGGAGCCCAAGGUACCGACGACCCCCGGGAUCCUGACCUUAUCUUGUACCAACUGGCCGAAGGUACCAAUAUGGAGUUCUUCGAGCGCACAUGGGUAACUGGUUGUGUGAACUAUGACCUUUCACGUUUCAACAUUGUGAAGAAGAUUAGAACCCAGCCUGGGGAUUGGGAGGGAAACAAUACUUCUACCGAAGUCAGAACAGUUUGUAUACUCGAAGAUGCUGACGGAAAUACUCUAAAUGUUACGGAAGAGCUCGCUGAGCGAUGGGGAGCCACUCGCAUCGAGUAGAAGAAGGCAGGCUCUGAAAUGUGGGCGUAGUAAUGAAUUAAUGAUGUUUCACAUACUACCAGUGAAACAUAUCUAAAUCCCGUAAUCCCGUUGCAAUAUGACAAAGGUGAAUCGGAAUUGCCAAC
This is a messenger RNA of Marasmius oreades (fairy-ring Marasmius), 601 nucleotides long. RefSeq lists its product as uncharacterized. The record is from RefSeq and is a predicted model, not a curated record. The coding region runs from base 117 to 476 and encodes 119 amino acids. Lineage: Eukaryota; Fungi; Basidiomycota; Agaricomycetes; Agaricales; Marasmiaceae. The transcript has 5 exons.